AUGGCUCUCCCAGACAUCGCUCCAGGCGCCCCCACUAACUCGACACCGGCUACAAUGCGCUCACCCUUUCCACUUUCACCCGAGCUGGUUCAUAAAAUCUGCAGCAACCUCCGCACUAGUCAAGUUGCCCAGCUCCGGCUCGUAUGUCGUCUCUUCGCGGAGAUUGGCAAAGAACAUCUCGUGGAAGAAUUGUGCUUCUUCACAUAUCCGCGGAGCAUAGAGAAGGUUAUCGAGAUAUCCAGGUCUGAGGAGUGGGCGCCCAAAGUCAAGACACUUGUAUUCGAAAAUGUUGCACUCAAAGACUGGCGUGGUUUCCCUUGGGAUGAUGACUUCUUCGAUACACGGAGAGGCGCAAGAAAUGGGCUGUCAAGUUACACGCAGCGCGAUUUCGCUACCAUAAAGCAAGCUGUCGGUCAAAUACUAUUCUCUGGUCUUGAAGAGAGUGCGAUCUUCAGUUUCCGCAACUUGAGGGCCGUUCAUUCCCAUGAGGGCUUCUCAGAUGAACGUCCAUACGGACGGGGUAUCAACAUGAGACUUGUGGACAUGCUUACCUAUGGCAAGCAUUCGAAAAGUCUAGCCGAUCUCAUAUGGGAAGAUCGCGCUUCCCUUCGCAUCUUUCAGGAGCCGAUGUCGUGCGAGUCUACGGAAGCAGAAUACGGCUGCUACUUGAAAAAAUCUUGGAACUCUCUGGAACUUUUGUCUGAAGGCAGCUGCAUACCAAGUGGGUUUAAAAGAUCUGGAGACCCCGAAGCGGAGGUUCAAAGGAAUCUCAGUUGCAGGAACAAGACCAACGAGCCUGACACUCCCGAGUCCGCGUCACUGUAUUACGACCCAUCAGCAGAUUCCGUUGAUCGUGACGAGAGGUUCGACUGGGACAUAAGGUUACUCUCGCAAUCACAGGUCGAUUUCGUGAACCUUCAGACGUUGUCUUUGUCCAAUGGACGGGUCACCGAACGACUUGGUGGGCUGGACAUAUCUCCACUUGGCUGGCAUAACUUGUCACUCCCGAAACUUGACUAUCUGAGCCUAUGUGGCUGUCUCUUCUCGACCGAUAUCCUUACACUAGACGGAUACGUUGCAACUUGGCUCAGCAAACAAGAGGUGCACCUCAGCUUGCGGGAUUUUGGAGCAACAGUAGCCGGCCUGGAAGCUUUUCAGAAUGGAUCCCCCCUUGAAUCGGUCUCUAUAUCGGAUUCCUUCGAUCUCACUUUAUCCAUAGGACUGGAGUGGGCCCCCACAACGGAAGUACGACACUGCGGAAGCCAGUCAACAACCUGGUCCUGGAAAUCGCCUAGGUACUUUGUGACAGAUGACAAUAUUGAGGUUGGGACGAUCGAGGAGUUUCUGUUAUAUGUAGGGUGCAAUGCGGAAACAUUUGGAUACAAAAGAACUCCAUGCGACAAGGAGCCAUCUUGA
This is a messenger RNA of Parastagonospora nodorum SN15, 1416 nucleotides long. RefSeq lists its product as hypothetical. Bases 1 to 1416 code for a protein of 471 amino acids. The record is from RefSeq and is a predicted model, not a curated record. The transcript has 2 exons. Gene Ontology annotation, molecular function: protein binding. Lineage: Eukaryota; Fungi; Ascomycota; Dothideomycetes; Pleosporales; Phaeosphaeriaceae.